Molecule: messenger RNA, 1064 nt
Organism: Hibiscus syriacus
Lineage: Eukaryota; Viridiplantae; Streptophyta; Magnoliopsida; Malvales; Malvaceae
Product: homeobox-leucine zipper protein HAT4-like
Exons: 4
Coding region: 113-883 (256 amino acids)
Biological process (GO): regulation of DNA-templated transcription
Cellular component (GO): nucleus
Molecular function (GO): DNA-binding transcription factor activity, RNA polymerase II-specific; sequence-specific DNA binding
Source: RefSeq, a predicted model, not a curated record
CACUUAAUUCCUCUCUUUAAACUCCCCAGCCCAAAGUCUCUCUCUCUCUCUCUCAUAUUUGUUCACAUCACAAAAUCAAAAGCCGUGUUCGGCUCAAGAGAAAAUAUUAAGGAUGAUGGGAAAAGAAGAUCUCGGUUUGAGUCUGAGUUUGAGUUUCCCUCACAAUCAUCACCUAAAUCUAACCCCUUCCUCUUCUCCUUCUGGUUUUCCCCUUCAAAAACACUCAUGGAACGAUGUCGUCUCUCCUCCUCCAGAUCUUAACUCUGGAUAUUUCCGGGACACCGAGGCUAGAGCGUUUCUUAGAGGAAUCGACGUGAACCGGCUUCCAUCAACGGCCGACGGUGAAGAAGAAACCGGAGUUUCAUCUCCGAACAGCACGAUAUCUAGUGUGAGCAGAAAAAGAAGCGAAAGACAAUCGAAUGGAGGCAUCAGUGAUGAUGAAGAUGGCGACACUUCAAGAAAAAAGCUUCGCCUUUCAAAAGACCAGUCAGCUAUUCUCGAAGAAAGCUUUAAGGAACACAACACUCUCAACCCGAAGCAAAAGUUGGCUUUGGCCAAGCAGCUGGGUAUGCGACCCCGACAAGUCGAAGUGUGGUUCCAAAACAGAAGGGCAAGGACUAAACUAAAGCAAACCGAGGUUGACUGUGAGUUCCUGAAGAGAUGCUGUGAGAAUCUGAUGGAGAAAAACAGGCGGUUGCAGAAAGAAGUUGUGGAGCUGAGAGCACUGAAACUUUCCCCGCAUUUGUACAUGCAAAUGGCUCCACCAACUACCCUCACCAUGUGCGCAUCAUGCGCGAGGAUGUCGGUCCCAGCCAACGAAUCACCCACCGUGAUCCUCGAUCCUAAUAUCAGGCUAAAAUCUACAAUAAGCCCAUCCCAAUGAAUCCUUUGGCACACGGACCAUGCGAAGCUCGUCGUCCUCGAUCGUAAUUUUCGAUUUUCAGUAUAUGUACAAAUAUUUAAUUUAAAAUAUUCUUUUAGUGAUUAAGAUGUUGUUUGAUAACUGACUCUGAAUGAUUCAGAAUGUAUUUCUGUGUUGAAUUAUUCAACAUUUUUUUGUUGAA